Molecule: messenger RNA, 1123 nt
Organism: Capsicum annuum
Lineage: Eukaryota; Viridiplantae; Streptophyta; Magnoliopsida; Solanales; Solanaceae
Product: B-cell receptor-associated protein 31
Exons: 2
Coding region: 258-926 (222 amino acids)
Biological process (GO): intracellular protein transport; endoplasmic reticulum to Golgi vesicle-mediated transport
Cellular component (GO): endoplasmic reticulum; endoplasmic reticulum membrane
Source: RefSeq, a predicted model, not a curated record
AAAGUUGAGGGACCUCAGUGUAAUUAAGAGUCCUAGCAAAAAUGUAACUGAAGAUACAAAAAGGAGCUACAAAAACCUCUCCAAAUUCUAUUCUACUUCUUCCUCUUCUUGUCCUCGUCGCGCUUGUCAGCUGCGAGUACUCAACCCCCUGCUAUUUAUACUUGUUCGAUCCCAGCCACUAAAACCUCCAUCAACCCCCUCCCCCUCCCCCAAUCUUCAAUCUCAACCUUUUAAAAGAAAACAAAUCGAUUCCAAUUAUGAUUCAGUUACUAUUCAGUUUGAUAUUUGCAGAGAAGGCACUAAUCGUGAUCUUCGUAUUCAAGACGCCAUUAAGGAAGCUUGUUAUAAUUGGAUUAGACCGUGUGAAGAGAGGACGCGGUCCAAUUAUUGUAAAAACAGUAGCUGGAACUGUUUUCGUUGUUAUGAUGUCUACAAUCUACAGUGUUGCAUCGAUCCAUACAAGGUGGGUGGAUGAAGGUGCUGAUAUUACUCCUACUGAUCAGAUUCUUUUGGCUCAACAUCUUCUAGAAGCUUCUCUUAUGGGAUUCGCCCUCUUCCUCGCCUUCAUGAUUGAUAGACUACACCAUUAUAUAAGAGAACUUAGUAUAAGGAGGAAGACCAUGGAAGCUGUGAAAAAGCAAAACAGAGCCUUCGAGGAUGGAAAGAGUGGGGCUUCAGAGGAGAUAAAAACUUUGGAGGGGGAGGCAAGUGCAUUGCGUGGAAAGAUCAGGCAGCUGGAGUCGGAACUGGUGGAAAAGGCCAAAGAAGCAAGCAGUGCUGAAGCCAAUGCAGGUGCUCUUAGAAAGCAGUCAGAAGGAUUUCUUCUUGAAUAUGACCGCUUACUUGAGGAAAACCAAAAUCUUCGUUCUCAAUUGCAAUCACUGGAUCGUAAAUUGUCACGUUCUGAAAGCAAGAAGGUUUCGUAAAGAAUCAUAUCGCAGCCUAGUGAAGACCUGCAAUUUCUGUAAUGAUUUUGUUAAUACCUUGGUAUCGUCCCUGCUCAAAUGAGGGAUGAUACAGAGCUCCGAGAGUGUCAUUUUACUCUUAGUUUUCAUGUCCUAAAGAAUUCUGUUAUGCAACGGGGGUUAACAUUAUGAAUACUAUAUUUCUGUAGCAUUUGUUA